AUCAUUAGCCAAAACUACAGCCAAAACCACGGCACGCUGCGGCCGCCUGCUUCAGCCAUCCGGCGCCUCCUCAUCCGUCACUCCGUCGAACACCCCGCGCGCGCUCCAGCUGCUGCCUGCUAUGCUCCUCCGCCCGCGCCCCUCCCUCCUCCGAGCCCUCGCGCCGCCGCCGCUUACCCGCGCCUGCGUCCCUGCCCGGCGUACGCUCUCGGCGGCCGCAGAGGCCGCGGGGACCGCAUCCGCAGGCGAUGCGGCGCCGGCGCCGGCUGCACCGCGCAAGAAUACCAGGAAGCUCGGGCCGCCGCCCACGCAGAUUGUGAAGAAGGCGCUGUUCCUUCCGCCCGGGGUGGAGGGGGACGCGGCGGUGACCGCGGACAUGGUCAUUCCGGGGUCGAACAUCGUGGUGGGGCCCUACGCGGGGGACGCCAGGGUGAAGGAGGCCGAGUUCGUCAAGAGCAGCGCCCGCGCCCGGGACUGCCCCAAGGACGACCGCCCCGAGUUCGCCGUCCUAGGCCGGUCGAACGUCGGCAAGUCGUCGCUUAUCAACGCCCUCACCCGUCGCAAGGAAGCUGCUCUGACCUCCAAGAAGCCCGGGAAGACCCAGACAAUUAAUCACUUUUUGGUUAACAAGAGUUGGUACCUUGUGGAUUUGCCUGGUUAUGGGUUUGCAGCUGCGUCCCAAUCAGCUCGAAUGGACUGGUCUUCAUUUACCAAGGGGUACUUCUUGAACAGAGAUACGUUGGUUGGUGUACUUCUCCUUAUCGAUGCCAGUAUCCCACCACAGAAAAUUGAUCUUGACUGUGCUAAUUGGCUUGGUCGUAACAACAUCGGAUUGACCUUUGUGUUCACCAAGUGCGACAAAGUAAAGAAAGGUAAAGGGAGGCGGCCUGAUGAGAACAUCAAGGUGUUCCAGGAAACAAUCAGCGGGCUGUAUCCAGAUCCACCACCAUGGAUCAUGACGAGCAGCGUUACCGGAUUAGGCCGGGAUGGGUUACUCCUCCAUAUGUCGCAACUAAGGAACUACUGGGACAACGAAGCAGUCUAGGUAGACCUGCAUAGAUCAACCGUCGCUAGCAACAACUGUAGUAGUAAAUGUUAGAAGAGAGGAUUACAGGCCAUGACCUUCCACCGAUAGAUCUCAGCUUCUCACGGGGCUAGUUGUUCAGUUUCACUUCCAAAUUUUGGCCUUCAGAUGUAUAGCGAGAAUGCAGCUUCCCCUGGUUUCUGUUUCAUCCAUCCAUCCUGUGUAAGUGAAGCCCUUAUUAUGGUUCCUGCGUGUACGACCACCAUAAAUGUCCGAUCUGGAAUUACACAUUUAUGGAGGCACUCGGGAGAAUUCAAUACGCUGUACACAUUCAAUGAGCCCCGAAGUCAUGAAGCUGAAACCCUUGCGAGCA
Messenger RNA from Panicum hallii, 1397 nucleotides. RefSeq names its product GTP-binding protein At2g22870. The transcript has 4 exons. Bases 122 to 1045 code for a protein of 307 amino acids. Gene Ontology annotation, molecular function: GTP binding. The record is from RefSeq and is a predicted model, not a curated record. NCBI's taxonomy places the organism in Eukaryota, Viridiplantae, Streptophyta, Magnoliopsida, Poales, Poaceae.